GUGAUGUUAAAUGAGAAUAGUGCACUCGAAAAUACCCUGAAACAGGAUUUGAAAUAUGUGAUUUUAUGACAUUUGAUGAGAAUUGUUGGAAAGGUAAAGACAUUGAUUUUGGAAAUUAACACAAUGAUCAACUUGCUGCCUCUUUUAGCACUAGGCUUGCAGUUCCGAGCAAUAGAUGGGAUUCAAUGUGGUACAGCUACGUUUCAACCAGCUACAUUUACAUCACAACGAGAUGUUUCUCUUGGAAAGCGGAUUGUAGGUGGGAGAAGUGCCACGCCUGGCUCCUGGCCUUGGCAAGUGAUGUUGAAAAAGGAUGGGGAAGUAAAAUGUGGUGGCAGCAUUCUAUAUAACAACGUUAUUCUUACAGCAGCUCAUUGCCUAAAAGGUGAAACCAAUCUACAGGCAUGGGAAGUCUAUGUUGGAAAAUAUCACAAGGAAAGCACAGAUGAAACAGAAAGACGCCACACAAUAGAACGUUUCAUACCCCAUGAAAAAUUUAACAGCCGAACCUUAGAUAAUGAUAUAGGAUUACUUGUUGUAAAGGAACCAAUUGAGUUCACAGAUUACGUUCAACCUAUAUGUCUGCAUCAACCCAAACCACCAAAGAACAGAGUCAGACCACCCAAAGGCCAGUGUUUCACUACCGGGUGGGGUAAAACAAAAGGGACUGGACAUGAUGAUGUGCUCAAAGAAGUUCAGCUCGACCGAAAAAUUCCUUUAUUGUGUAACCAGUUUUUGUUUGGACCGAAAUUAAAAUCACCACCAAAAGAGAAAGGAACUGCUUUUUGUGCUGGCUAUCAGAACGCCGAUGCAUGCUAUGGAGACAGUGGCGGGCCAUACAGUUGUAAAAUCGGGGGGAAAUGGUAUAUAAAAGGUAUCGUAAGCUCUGGCCGUGACUGUGGGCAGCCCGGUUGGUACGGGAUAUAUGCCAAUGUACCGAUGUUUAUCGGUUGGAUAAAUCGACAAAUUACUUUAUUAGAUCUAACAUUAUUAUUAAGGUCCCUUUGAUAUUAGUUUGAGCCAAAAGAUAUUUUUCACCCAAUCUGACUGGAGUACUUGAUCUUCUCAACGAACCAUUCACAUUCAUCUUUCUGUAUAUUUAGAUUUCCAUAGUGCUAUUUUUAUUUUCGCAAAUCUAGUUUUAUUUGAACCAAUCAGACGACUCGUUUCAACAAGCAGAACCAUCAACAUAGCGUUGAAUGUCAAAUGUGCAGUCAGUCCGGGGCUAGAACCCGGGACCCCUCGCUUACAGGGCGAGUGCUCUACCGACUGAGCUAACCGGCUGUCUGACACCUUACGUGACAAAGUCCGUACCGUGAUUUCUCGCAAAACGAGAGGGCGUAGUCACGAUGUGGUCGUCAUAAGAAUUGUAAAUGUGAAAAACCCAGGGUAAUUAUGUAGGGAUAAUACACGUUUUUUUUGUGUAUUAACCUCUGCAGAAGCCUGCGGGAUUGUUUGGUGACCGAGACCAAAGGUCGAGGUCACAAACAUAUCCCAAGGGCUUCUGCAGAUGUUAAUACACAAAACAAACGUGUAUUGUAGCUAUUCUUGCAUAAAAACAUUUCACGACGACUAAAUGUAUUGUUUCCAUACGUGGUGACUUUACGAUUCCGGUACAUUUUCUAAUUACCACUCUGGUUGUUCUUGGAAAUGGUAAACAUGUUUUAAAUAUCCGUAUCCAGGGCCCAGAAAUAAACAACACCAUCAGAAGUACAUCCUGAAGGUUUUCAAACGAUAUUUAAAUCUCUAGUUAUUACAAAUAUGAAAUUACUAAUAAUUGUACAUGUAACUUAACAAUUUGGUGAACAGGAGCACAAUUUCAAGAAGAAUAACUUUACAUUCGAGUUAAAUUGUGUACGGACACAUUUGGAGUACGGAUGAGUACGAACGUAGUGUCAAGGUUUCAAACUGAUUAUAUAAAUUCUUUGAGAAAUUAGAUAGAAACAUACCGAUUGAUACUUACCAAAAUCAUAGAUAUGGUUCCUAAAAACAAACAAUCUUUCUAGUUACACGCGAUUCUUUAACAUUCACAUUUAUCUACAAAAACUAAAACGACGCACAGUUCUAAAAGGGGAGUAAACAAGGGAAGAAGCGAGUACGAACAUUGUUGGGGGCAGCGCAUUUGGCGUUGGUAACUGAUACAGCAAAACAUUCUAUGGUUUAGAUUGCAUCUUUUAUGUUACAUGAAGAGGUUUUUAUGAAAAGAACAAGACGCAGAUACCAGAUGUCAGUCUGCGCAGAAAUACAGUACGACCCUGGGAAAGCAUUUCAAAAAUAAAAAUCGGGUAUUAACAGCAUGUGAAUUGCCUUGUUUGCACACGAUUUUUCUCAUGUUAAUUAAUACAUGGGCGGAUCCAGUGAAAAAGGUAGUUUUUAUGCAAGAAUAAAUGUUUUAAACUUCUACUUUCACUUUCAAAAUGUUGAAAGCAAGGCUCUGAUUGGCUAGCGGAAUGGUAAUCAGAAUGAGGCUAUCAAUAGCACGUCUUCAGAUCCAAAGCGUAGCGUUAAUUAGAGAUGUACUUUAGUCAGAUUGUUUUUCGCCCAACAUUCAUUAUGAAAUUAAAAUGACUUAUGUCCAUGUAGUUGUAUGUAUAAACAGUAUUGUGUGUAAGGUAACUAAUAAAUGUGUAAGUUCCGCUGUAUGAGUGUGUUUAAGGUAAUGGACUCGUAACGGCACUCGGCAAUAUCCGUGUGAUUACGUAUAUUCGUAAAGCAGUUCGGCAUUCUCCGGACAUAACUAUAACUCAACGCCUAUGUGGUUUUCCGUAAAAAUAAAAUGGGGAAUGCCGAAACAGCAUUUGAAGAAUACGUAAUUUGCCAAUUCUAAUUACCGGUCCACUACCUGAAAUGGCAAUUAAUGAUUGAGCCGCGCCAAGAGAAAACCAACAUAGUGCCUUUGCGACCAGCAUGGAUCCAGACCAAUUAACCUGCACAUCCGCACAGUCUGUUCAGGAUCCAUGCUGUUCGCUUUCAAAGCUUAACCGUUAGCGAACAGCAUGGAUCCUGACCAGACAGCGCGGAAGCGCAGGCUGGCCUGGAUCAAUGCUGGUCGCAAAUGCACUAUGUUGGUUUUCUCAUGGCGCGGCUUAUAUGAUUUUAGUUCUGACUGCAGCUGAACAUAGUCAAUUAAUAUGUAUAACCAAAGUUAAAUAUAUUCAAUAAGGAGUUCCUAGUUUUUAAUAAAUUUAUACUAAUAACAUAUUUUUGUGAAAGUAUAAGAUACAUUUUAACGAUAUUCAUGUUCCUUCAUCAAAUCAACAUCCAAAAUCUCUUUGACAAUACACAUUAUUGCAUCAAUAUUGUUGUCGGUUGCAAAAUGACAUUUUAAUGAUAUCCAAAAUCAAGAUGAAAUGUAAAUUUCAAUAAACAUCAAAACGUAUUGUGGGAAUUACACGUGUCGGUAGGUUUGGCUUAACACCAAAUUUCUGUUUGCUUUGUCGUGGUAUAAUGGACUAUUUGAUUUCGUUUUUGUUGUUUUUAUAUUUUGUAUAUACGAAGUGUUUCUGAUUAUAAAUGAAUAUACAGAAAACUUGCGACUUAUCAAAGUUGAGAUAAAAUUUACUGAUUCGAAUUACAUUAGUGAGAAACACACCAACGUUUUACCAGCUAAUCCUUUCAUAACAAAUGUGACCACAGAUUAACACGCACAUUAAGAUAUAAGUUAUAUCCUUUUCUUCAUAUCUUAGAAAAGCUUUAGCUGCGGAUAAAGUAAUGUGCGUUCCCGUAAGAUUGUUUCCCAUGUUGCUCUGUCUUCUACAAAGGCACCGAGUACACGCGCUAAAGGUUCGUAAGGAUAGCUUUUUGUGUAAAUUUACAAGAGCAUUUUUGCGUUUAACAUAAUAAUUGUGUAUGUUAGGCUUUCACAUGGCGAGGAUAACUUUUAUUUACACCGUCUUCUGACUUUGGAACAUGGUGGUGGUAAGAAUGAAGUCAGGUGCACCAUAAACCGGUUUAAGCCCGCUGUGUUUGAUUUAUGUGUGUGUUGGUCGGGUGCACGUUCGCGUGCCGGGUUAAGGUCUGGGAGGCUGCGAUUAUUUUUAGAACCCGGCUUUCCCUGAUGGAUAUUUAUCCUAGAGUUUACAUUUAAUUAACAAGAAGCAGCUAUAUCAAACGCUCUCGGGUUAUGCCUCAACAAACUGGUCACUUCAGGUUUAGUAAUAUAUUGAAAAGAUUUUCUAAUUUCCAAGAUAUCAGAGGAAACUCUUUGGACUUGGUAAAACGCAAAAAUGAUAACAUCUUCUGAGAAGCUAUUUGCAUGUUACGGGAAAAUAAUCAACAUAUUUAUAGACUUUAGAAAUGACCAUCCGCCAAUAGAGAAAACAAAACAAAACCAAAAGAUAACACAAGCACUAUUAACAGAAUACAUAUAUUUGGAAUUCAUUUGCAACAUGAUAAAGUAUGACCCUAGCAAAUUAAAUGAAAAAAAGUAUUUUCCAAUCCGAUUCAAAAUAAACAUUAAAUGCUCUCGGGUUUUUGUUGAAAAGCCAGACGCUUGAUAAGUUCGAUUCUGUUGUCAUUUAGAUUUCAAUGUACAAUGCUUUAUUUACCCCAUUGACAUUUUAUGCAGCUAUGGCAAUUUGAUAGUUAACUGAUAUUUUAUUUAAAGUACUUCCGACACAGAAUUAGAAUUAUCGAAAAUAACACUUUAUUUUCACAAGUACUUACUGCACAACAACUUGAAUUUUAAAUUUGGGAUUUGAAAAUUUUAUUUUCUAUAGUGUAAAAUCUUACUUUUCGAAAAUGGUCCGUUUCAUCACUGUCUUGUUGCCGUUGUAACGCACAACAGCCGUUUUAGAAGAGAGUUUUUAUUAUACUCAAUUGUUUAACAUGAUAAAAACGUUUUGUGUGAUGGGUUAUGAAGUGUGGCAACGAUUUUGAAAGAUUCCCCAUAUACAAUUUUUCUCUUGAGCAGUGCAUAAUCUGUGAACUUCAAAUUAACCCUUAUCAUGCUGGUCACGAUUGAUUCAGUCUUUGCGACCAGUGUAGAUCAUGAUCAGCCUGCACAUCCGUGCAGUCUGAUCAUGACCUGCACUGUUCGUCAUUCAGUCAGUAUCUUUUUGGUAAGCACCCCUUUUGACAGUUAAUGGUACUGUCCAAAUUGAAAUAUGGACAAGUUCAUUAUAGCAAUUUAGCAGGAUAAGGUUUAAUAUUUUGCUUACGCGAAUACUUAUAUAAGGACGUAUGCACAUUGGAAUAUAACCGUCUAUAACAUAUUUUUGUUAAUUACUUUAAUUUAUGCUAUAAACAUGUUACUCUUUCACUUAUAGAACAUGUCUUUUUGCACAAAAUGAAAUAAAAACUAAAUAUAUCAUUUAUGAACUAAGAUUUGGUAUAAAAGUAUUAUGAACCAAUAGAAUUUUAAAGUAUUUAAUUUAGAUGUCACAAUGUCAUAGUCUAUGGGCUAAGAACACUUUGUUCUCAUACCAUUUGAUGAAAUAAAACAAUCCUAAUUCA
Messenger RNA from Mercenaria mercenaria, 5454 nucleotides. Its product is annotated as coagulation factor IX-like. The transcript has 8 exons. The record is from RefSeq and is a predicted model, not a curated record. Gene Ontology annotation, biological process: proteolysis. Lineage: Eukaryota; Metazoa; Mollusca; Bivalvia; Venerida; Veneridae. Gene Ontology annotation, molecular function: serine-type endopeptidase activity. The coding region runs from base 76 to 1008 and encodes 310 amino acids.